AUGUCGCCGUCACAAUGGUGGAUAAACAGCGGCACGGGAGGCAAGGUCUUCGCUGUUCGUUCGAACGCAAGACUUUGUGAGACGGUGACCUCAUUUAGCAUGGAAAGCGAGACGUGUGUGGGCGUAGGGCGGCCCCCCAGCGCCGCGUUUGUCCGGCAGCGGGCAGCGGAGCGAGGCACGGGCCAGUCUGAGGCACGCGCCCUCCGCGCCCGCCCGCCC
Molecule: messenger RNA, 219 nt
Organism: Iphiclides podalirius (scarce swallowtail)
Lineage: Eukaryota; Metazoa; Arthropoda; Insecta; Lepidoptera; Papilionidae
Source: the annotation of a GenBank genome assembly